Messenger RNA from Cyprinodon variegatus (sheepshead minnow), 5948 nucleotides. Its product is annotated as microtubule-associated protein 1S-like. The transcript has 10 exons. Gene Ontology annotation, molecular function: microtubule binding; actin binding. Gene Ontology annotation, cellular component: microtubule associated complex; microtubule; neuronal cell body. Gene Ontology annotation, biological process: dendrite development; axonogenesis; regulation of microtubule depolymerization. The coding region runs from base 2 to 4033 and encodes 1343 amino acids. The record is from RefSeq and is a predicted model, not a curated record. NCBI's taxonomy places the organism in Eukaryota, Metazoa, Chordata, Actinopteri, Cyprinodontiformes, Cyprinodontidae.
CAUGGCGUGCAGCCGGGUGCUGGAGAGGGAGGUCCAGGAGGAGCAGAAGAGCGCAACACAGGACUUUUGUCCCCACAAAUACUCUCUGCUGAUUAUAAUCGGACGGACGGCUCGCCACAGACAGACUGAGAACAUCCGGGCGGAGAUCGAAAAAGGUAUACGGUCAUGGGACGUGGACUUAAAAUCCUGCAACCUGAAUCUGUUUCUACAGGAGUUCCUCUCCCAUCACACGGCAUCUUUUAAAGGUGCAGGGCAGAAGUGUCUUCGCCACUGUACCAAAGUGUUGGACACGCAGGUGCUGAUCAGUCCUUCUCAGGAACUGGCUUAUUCUGAGGUUUUCUCGCUGCUGUCCAGGGAUUCUGCUCAUAAGCUGCUGAUUUUGGCUGGCCUUAGCCUGGAGGAAAGUGGAGAGCUGCUCUUUCACAGAGGGCAGUUUUCUCCUGACCAUCUGAGACAAAUAAUAACAGAGCAGUUCCUAGAUCACAGGAGCUGUGUUUCCCUUACCAAAACCAAUCUAACCCUCAGUUGUCCUAACAUCGGACACUGGAGAAAGAUCCUCUUAGGAAACUCUUCCCUGCAGGGUCCCUUCACUCUGCAUAUCAACCCCCCUGAGGUACUGGCAGCCAUGGAAUCUCUGGGGGAUUUUACAUCACUCAUCUCUGGAACCAUUUGCCCUACCUCUCCGUUUGACCUGCUGUCACCUCCCACCACAGUGGGCUUCCUCAAGCUGUCCCGCCCUUGCUGCUAUGUGUUCCCUGCCGGGCGCGGUGACUGCGCCUUUUUUGCGGUUAAUGGGUUCACCGUGCUGGUAGAUGGAGGCUCAGACUCUCAGGCCUGUUUCUGGAAGCUGGUACGGCACCUGGACAGAGUUGAUGCAGUUUUGUUGACUCACAUAGGGACAGAGAACCUUCCUGGUGCCGUCUCAUUCCUGGAAAGGAAGGUGGCUGAGAAGGAGCUAAGCAAUGAUGUCAAAGAUGACUUGUCGAAGAGGCUGAUCUCUCCAGAGCUAGGAGUGGUUUUCUUUAAUGCCCCCAACAAGUUGCAGGCAGAACAACAUUCUCUUACAGACAAUAUACUGAAGAGCACACAGCAGGCAGCUAUAACCUUAGAGCUCUUGAAGAAGUUAGAAAUCAGGCCACAACCAAUGUUUCGACCACAAGGCACUCCCAUAAAGCCACUCACCUUGUUUCAAAAGAUGGGAGUGGGACAGCUGGAUUUAUACAUCCUCAGCCCUGGCAAGAACAGCCAGGAGUAUGAAAUCUUCUUGCAAAACUGGCCCAAUGGAGACCCGUCAUUGUCACAAAGUCUCCCUCUCACUGCACAGGUUUCUGUUUCUGCCCUGCUCGUGUGGCAUCCAGCAUGCCCCCAAGAGAAGGUGGUUAGAGUGCUGUUCCCUGGCGCAACUCCACAAGCUAAACUGUUGCAGGGGCUGGAAAAGCUCAAGGGAUUGGACUUUCUUCAGAGGCCAACAGUAACCACCGGAGACCUUGAAAGACAGGGUGAGGACAUGAAAGCUAAAAGAAUGGAGAGCCUGGACAGUGGCCGCACAUUAGGGAAAGAUGUAGCAUCCAAGCGGGGGAAAGAAAGAGAAACUAGAGAGGAGGGAAAGGAUGUAUUAGUGAAAGAAAAGGUAAAGACAUCAAGUGGAACCAAAGAUACUGAUAAAACUAAAAUCAAGGAGGUGGGUCUAAAACGUAAGCCCUCACUUUCAGAGAAGAAUACUUUAAAGAAAGGAUCAGCAAAGGAUGGAAAAAAAGAAGAGAAGGCUGGUAAUAAAGAGGAGAAUAAUGUUAAAAGGACUGAGCAGAUUAAAAGAGAUGGGGUCCUCUUAAAACCCAAGCGGGACAAUAAAGCUAAACCCAAAAAGGAUACAAGAAACGACAAAACAGGAGAAAAGAAAACACAAAAGUCAUCAGAAAGCGAUGACAAGAAAGGACAUACAAAUAACUCAUCAGAACAAAAACGAGGUUCUUUGUCAAAAAUCACAGAGCCAGAGCCCCUUUGUUUAGACAAACAGAAUAACAAGAGAGAGACAGAAGCUAAGGAGAAGCAAUACGACUCCAAGGUGUCUACCCCUGAGGAUAUGACAGCUGAUUUUCUUAGGCUGCAGAAGGAAAGCGAACUGGAAAAAGCUGAGAGUGAAACACUUACCUAUGGUGAUUUAGAAUGUGAAAAGAUCCUUGGAGGCGUUAGUGAAGAUGAAUACAAUGUAAAGCCUGGAAGGUUAACUGAGGAAGCAGUAGGUGGGUUGGAAAUAGUGAAAGUAGAGAUUGGUGACAGUUUAGUGCAAACUAUCCCCGGGAAGAGUGAAAAAACAGAAGCAGACCUCCUACAAAACUGUCCAGAACAGCUGUUUAAAUCUAGUAAACCUGCAAAAGUUGUGGGAUUUCCAUCACCUUUGAACAAGUCAUACAAGAGUGAGCAAACGGACCAGCUGGACACAACCCCAACUGAGUACACGCUCCUGGAUGGGGCUUUGAGACACUCUCCUCCCUCUCACACCUCUCCAGAAAACCAAGCCCCCAACAGUCCUGAUGAGGAGACUGUAGAACCAGUUUCCCCUGACUCACGUCCUAACAGCGCGGGCCACACUCCCUACUGCCUGUCCCCGGACGACAUGUGGUGCAACAGGGCCACACUCAGCAGGCUUCAGGCUCUCCAUUCAGCUGAUGCUUGCGAGCCAAAUGGAUACUCUGGAAAAAGUGAGGAGGUUUGCAAGACCAAAAGUACUGCUGAAAAUCCUAAAGAGAAGCAUCUUAAUUUUCUUUCUUUCGGUACAUGUAGGGAGGGUUCUUCAGAUCCAUCCCCCUCUUUAACCACAACCACCACCACGCACUCUUUACCAGCAGAGGUGGGCUCACCUCAGUCCACAGAAGUAGAUGAAUCAUUAUCCAUGUCCUUUGAGCAGGGACCAACAAUUGGGAGCCAUAGAGAAGGGGAUGAUGGAGUUUAUCUCUCCCAAUCCAAUGGAGGGUAUUGUGUAGGAAAGUCUUUACCAGCGAAGAAGCCUCCGAGAUCUGUGGGUCAGAGUUCAGAGAUGGGGAGACCGACUGCACCCAACACUCUCCAUUUUGAGGCAUCCGCUCACGACGUGGACCUCUGUUUGGUUUCUCCUUGUGAGUUUAAGCAUUUCAAACCCCCUGACUCAAGCUCGGGUACCAGUGAGGCCUCCAAAGAAGUGAGUGGUCCAAAUCAUCAAGGCAACAACAAUAACGUCCCAAAGGACAGGUCACCCAGUGAGUCAAAUGCCCCUGUCUGCACAGAAGACUGCCCGUCCACCACAGCAGAUGGAGCUUUAGAUUCUGAUUCUGAUGAUUCAUGUAGCGACCCCUCUAACUCACCAUGUAACAACGACAUGAGUCAGACUCUGCCCCCAGACCCCCUGCCAGCCCCUCUCAGAGACAGUCCACCCCUGCCUCCUCUUCCCGACACCUCAAUGCCAGUUCCUCAGUCUAACUCUGAAGCUCAUGGGAAGAGAGCAAAAUCCUCUUCAUUCCGUGGGAAAAAAUUACAGGGGAUCAUUGAUACUCCCCAAAAAUCAGGCUCAGGAAAAAAUAAAACAGGCAGCCAAAGUGGAACCAUGAGGGUGAAUCUCCCCUCAACUCGAACACUUUCCUCCAACAGUCGUUCUGCACCAGCAAAAGCAUCACCAGCUCCUGGCUCCAAGGCUCCCUCUGCUGGUGAAGUCAGUAUUUAUGUGGACCUAACUUAUAUUCCAUCUGGAGCCUCCUCUGCCACAGUCACUGAGGACUUCUUCAGGUGCAUACGCUCUUCCUGCUACAUCAUCAGUGGCAAUAGUCUGGAGCGGGAGAAGCUAAUGAGACAAACUCUGGAUGCUCUGCUUGAGGGCAAGGCAUCUUGGCCAGAAAUCAUGCAGGUGACAGUGAUACCCACCUUUGAAUCUGUGUCAAUGCAGGAGUGGUACCAACAAACUCUGGACAGGCAACGGGAGCUGAACAUCACUGUUCUGGGAUCUAACAGCACGGUGGCCAUGCAGGACGAGACUUUUCCUGCCUGUAAAAUUGAAUUCUGAGGUUGAUAACUGAUAAAACUUGAUGGAUAAAGAUAUGUCUGUUACGGUGAAAUUUGAGGACUGGGUAAUAGAAAGAAACAGAAAUAGAAGUCAUGGGGAUAAGUUCACACCAACUCUUUGCAUGUCAGUGGGAAGUAGCCACUUUAUGGGCUUCUUAUUGCAGCUAAACUAAAAAAAAAAAGGGUUUGCAUGCUUUUUUUGCCCAAAAGACCCUGUUCAAAAGAAAGAGGAGAUGAAACAGACCCUGAAGGAUCUAUGACACUCCUUGAACACAGAGUCCUAUGAUAGUUGUUGCUGUAGAUCACUCAAAUUAGCUAACAGAGAUGUAAGGCUCUAAGAAAACUUGCAUUACAGUUAACAGCUUCUAAUACAACAUAACAUAAACAUCACCAAAUUUAGACAUUUAACAGUGUUUUUAACUGAAUGCAUUGUAUUAUAAGAAGAAAUGAACCAAACACUUUAUCUUCAAGGAGGUCAGAUGUAUAGUUUGUGUCCAGGUGUUUGUUGUGAGCGCUGUAAGCAGAUGUGAGGCUGUGCUGUGUGCUGUGGCUGCUUUUAAAGGUGUUGUGUCACUGUUGCCUUUUUAUUGAGAUCUGUAGAAGACAGACUCUGAUGAACACUUUCUUCGACUUCCAGUCAACCACCAGCGAUUGAUAAUACCUUAAUCUGAAGGAUCCAGUGAUUUUACUCAUUUAACAGCAUUACAACAAUUGUAAAAUUGAAACUUGAUCUGCAAUUGUAAUUCUGUAGAAGCUCUUUUAAUCAUGCAAACUAAGAACUGGGCUUUCGAAAGGUUUUAUAGAAAUAGAUUAAAACUUUGUUUUUUUUUUGCCAUAAAUUAUAUAAUUGAUAAAAUAAUUAUUUGUGUAAAUAUAAAAUAAUCUUACUUUAUCUUUUAGAAAAUAUAUUUUAUUUGAAGUUUAAAAUCAAACAUUUUUGAUGGUGAUAUUAGGAGCUUUAUAGGCUGUAAAUAAGUGCAGAUAUGGUAGAAUAAUCUUGCAAUUAGAACUGACGGUCCGGUUGUGAUCAAAUUGAAAAUUACAUUCAUAAUACUUUUAAUAUGCAGCUUCAUGGUUAACCAUUUAUACAUAUUUUUUUCUGUAAAACAGGUUUUUUUUUUUUUUUUUUUUACAAACGUCUACAUAGAUAAACUACACAACUGGGGCCAGCAUUUCUUAUUUAAGCCCAUGGAAGAUGAUAAAGGAAAUCCUAUCACUCAGUUCACAUUCAGUUGGCUGCCUGUUUAUGUAGCUCCGUUCAAUUUCUCCUCCAAUCAAGUUGGCUUGCAACACAAUGUGUAGUUCUGUAUCUUCAAAUUUUGUCCAAACUACAUUUAUCCUCAAUUUUGGUUGAAUAAAUAACCAGUUUUUGUCUGUUGAUAUUUAUUUCUUUCAAUUUUUAGCGUGGCACAUUACACUUUAACUACCCCAGAUUCAUUCCACAUCAAAAUCCUAAGGAUGUCAUUGUGUGAUAUGUUUGAUUUUUUUUCUCUAUGUAGCUUUUUAUCUUCAAGUUUGCACAAAUAUGCAUAUGACAUGAUGAAUUUUUUAAAUACCAAAGCAUUAAAAAUCACUGAGAUGGAUCAUUGUCAUAUGAAUAACAAAAUGCUGCCACCAAACACAUGAAUCGAUUACAUUGAUUACAUACAUUUUCUUUAAAGGAUCUGACCAGGUGUUUUGGACAAAUGCAAAUGCAAUGAAAAAAAAAGUCCUAAGAUUGUAAUCACUCAUAAGAAAACAUUUGUUUUGAUUUAUUUAUCUCUAUACCACAUUCAUGAAUGAAGAGAGAAAAGCACUGUGGAAGAGUGUAUAAUGGUUGAAUGAAUUUUAAAGAACUUUGUGAUCGUAACCAAAAAACAAUGUCAAAGUAAAUGGGUUGUAACAUAAGUAGGAAUGCAAGAAUAAAAAAAGACAUG